Candidula unifasciata is the source of this 291-nucleotide messenger RNA. The record is from the annotation of a GenBank genome assembly. Lineage: Eukaryota; Metazoa; Mollusca; Gastropoda; Stylommatophora; Geomitridae.
AUGGCUUCAGCGCUGGAAAGCUAUGUCAACAAAUUGGUGGAGAUUGUCACAGCUGAUGGUCGAGUCAUUGUGGGAACUUUGAAAGGAUUUGAUCAGACCAUCAAUCUCAUCUUGGACGAGAGCCAUGAGCGUGUCUACAGCACCGGCCAGGGCGUGGAGCAGGUCAUUCUUGGCUUGUACAUUGUCAGGGGGGAUAAUGUGGCUGUGAUUGGUGAGCUGGAUGAUGACACAGACAGCGGAUUGGACUUUGAAAAUAUCCGGGCAGAACCCCUCAAUGCAAUAGUACAUUAA